This is a messenger RNA of Desarmillaria tabescens, 687 nucleotides long. RefSeq names its product G10 protein. Gene Ontology annotation, biological process: mRNA splicing, via spliceosome. The record is from RefSeq and is a predicted model, not a curated record. Gene Ontology annotation, cellular component: nucleus; spliceosomal complex. NCBI's taxonomy places the organism in Eukaryota, Fungi, Basidiomycota, Agaricomycetes, Agaricales, Physalacriaceae. The coding region runs from base 80 to 526 and encodes 148 amino acids. The transcript is spliced from 5 exons.
CGAAAACUCACGUGGUUUUGUUUGCCUUCGUUGUCGCCGUCAAUUCAAAUUGCCGCACGCUGGUGUCCUUCACACCAUCAUGCCAAAGAUUCGGACUACGCGAACCAAGAAGCCCCCAGAGGGUUACGAAGAAAUCGAAGUGGUUCUCGAUGAUUACGCAAAGAAAAUGCGGGACGCCGAAAACGAAACUCAUGAAGGCAAACGGAGAGCCGAGUCACUAUGGCCUAUCAUGCGUAUCUCUCAUACUCGUUCUCGAUACAUCUACGAACUUUAUUACAAACGAGAAGCUAUCUCCAAGGAACUCUAUGAUUGGUUACUGAAGGAGGGUUAUGCUGACGCCAAUCUGAUUGCCAAGUGGAAGAAAACUGGCUACGAAAAGCUAUGCUGUAUCCGGUGUAUUCAGACAAGGGAUAUGAACUACCAAGGUUCAACUUGCAUAUGCAGGGUCCCAAAGGCGCAAGUUCGAUCAGGCACUAUUGUAGAAUGUGUGCAUUGUGGAUGUCGUGGUUGUAGUUCGGAUUCAUAGUUCAUUGAUUUCUUUACUGCUUCAUUACUUAUUUUCCUGUUACCCAUGUAAAGUUUGUAAUAGAGGUUGUAUCAUAUCACUUGAAUGUGUUUCGUAAUGCCGCCAUCACAAGAUGUUGAUGUUUUCUUGAUGCGGUAGAAUGUCACAUUGGUAUGUCAGGC